GAGGAACUCCCCUAAGAUAAUUUGCAUUCGUCCAUAACCGGUUGUCUUGGUGGUCACAAAGGAACGUUGGAACUUGAAAGUCCCCACUGCAUUUGUCUACCUUGCUUAUGAUUUGCAAGCGGGAUGGCAUACUGGACCAUAGUAACUGUGUUGGCGUGCAUUGCCGUAAUUGAUCUAUCAAACGCAAGACCGAGGUCUGAAUCCAAAAGGAUAAGAGACCAAGGCCAGCACGAUCAAAAACUUCGUGCGUCCGAAAGGAUGAGAGACCAAGACCGAUUUGAUCAAAGACUCCGUGAAUUUGAAAUGAGGAGAGACCAGAGCCCAUCCCAUCAAAAAAUCCAUGAGUUACCUUCGAUAAGAGACCAAGGUCGAUCUUAUCCAAAACCCCAUGAAUUUGAAAUGAUAAGAGACCAAGACCGUCCUGAUCAAAACCUCCAUGAGUCUGAAAUGAUGAGUGACGAAGGUCAACCUGAUCGAAAAAUCCAUGAGUUUGAAAUGAUGAGAGACCAAGGCCGACCUGAUUCAAAACUCCAUGAGUUUGAAAUGAUGAGAGACCAAGGCCGACCUGAUCCAAAACUCCAUGAGUUUGAAAUGAUGAGUGACGAAGGCCGACCUGAUCCAAAACUCCAGGAAUUAGCCUCCAUGAGAGACCAAGGUCGACCUGAUCAAAAGCAUGAGUUCGAAUCGGUGAGCGAUCCAGGCCAAGCUUAUCAAGAACUCUAUCAACUGGAUCACGAAUGGGACUGGUUAAACAGGGAGAAAAAUGAUUAUAUUCAGGAAGCACCUUUGGCUUCAAAGGAUAAUCCCGUUGCUUCUUUGCCAAAGGAUGCUACUGAAGAAGAACAAGGAGAAGACGAAAACACUGCACCAACACUAGAGGAUUGGGAAGGAGAAGAAGAAGAAGAAGAAGAAGAGAAAGCCGAUGAAGAAGAAGGAGAAGAAGAACAUAAAAUUAGCAAAAGAGUGUUAGGAAAAGUGCUUAAAAAAAUAUUGAAGAAAGCAGCCAGAAGAAGGAAUGGAAAAAGUGUGAUAAUCAAGUUCAAAGAAAAAGGCAUAUUGUUUACUGUCAAGGGAAUACUAAUAAUAGAAUUCAACGAAGGGAAAAAUGAAGAGGAAGAAGAAGAAAAUGAAGCAUCAGGUGAAGAAGAAGAAACAUCAGCUGAGGAAGAAGCAUCAGCUGAAGAAGAAACAUCAGCUGAAGAAGAAGAAGCAUCAGCUGAAGAGGAAGAAGUAUCAGGCGAAGAAGAAGAAGAAGUAUCUGGCGAAGAAGCAUCAGCUGAAGAAGAAGAAGCAUCAGCUGAGGAAGAAGAAGUAUCAGCUGAAGAAGAAGAGGCAUCAGGUGAAGAAGAAGAAGAAGUAUCUGGCGAAGAAGCAUCAGCUGAAGAAGAAGAAGCAUCAGCUGAGGAAGAAGAAGUCUCAGCUGAAGAAGAAGAGGCAUCAGGUGAAGAAGAAGAAGAAGUAUCUGGCGAAGAAGAAGCAUCAGCUGAAGAAGAAGAAGCAUCAGCUGAGGAGGAAGAAGCAUCAGCUGAGGAAGAAGAAGCAUCUGCUGAAGAAGAAGAAGCAUCAGGUGAAGAAGAAGCAUCAGCUGAAGAAGAAGCAUCAGCUGCAGAAGAAGCAUCAGCUGAGGAAGAAGAAGCAUCAGCUGAGGAGGAAGAAACAUCAGCUGAGGAAGAAGAAGCAUCUGCUGAGGAAGAAGAAGCAUCAGGUGAAGAAGAAGAAGCAUCAGCUGAGGAAGAAGCAUCAGCUGAAGAAGAAACAUCAGCUGAAGAAGAAGAAACGUCAGCUGAAGAAGAAGAAGCAUCAGGUGAAGAAGAAGAAGAAGUAUCUGGCGAAGAAGAAGCAUCAGCUAAAGAAGAAGCAUCAGCUGAGGAGGAAGAAGCAUCAGCUGAGGAAGAAGAAGUAUCAGGUGAAGAAGAAGAAGAAGAAGUAUCUGGCGAAGAAGAAGCAUCAGCUGAAGAAGAAGAAGAAGCAUCAGGUGAAGAAGAAGCAUCAGCUGAGGAAGAAGCAUCAGCUGAAGAAGAAGAAGCAUCAGCUGAGGAAGAAGAAGCAUCAGCUGAGGAAGAAGAAGCUUCAGCUGAAGAAGAAGAAGCAUCAGCUAAUGAAGAAGAAGAGGAAGUAUCAGCUGAAGGAGCUGCUUUGAACGGACACAGGCCAUUUUGA
Messenger RNA from Stylophora pistillata, 2160 nucleotides. RefSeq lists its product as uncharacterized. Lineage: Eukaryota; Metazoa; Cnidaria; Anthozoa; Scleractinia; Pocilloporidae. The record is from RefSeq and is a predicted model, not a curated record.